AUGGACAGUUUCCAUGCCGGCCCAAAUGCUCCGCCUCCUCUUCCAAAGAAGAACACUAGAUUCAUUUCACCAGACGAUUUGAUUGUUGUAGGAAAUCUCCCUUCUGACCCACAACGAUAUCGAGGUCGAGCACAAACUUCUCCGCCGCCUUUACCCAAGCGACAUUUUUCGAGUUAUUGCCCUAACGUCCCCACCAAAACUAGCAUCUACAAAAUGGAUGAAAAGAUGGAGACACAACGAUCGAACGUAGUGAGAGAAUUGAUUGAGAAUGAGAAACUUUUCAAUAAGCAAAUGGUCACCGUCUCAGACAUCAUGACUAAAAACAGGGUCCCUAUACCUAUUUCUCCUGCGGAUCUUGCAGCAGUGAAAUUGAAUUUGGACGACUACAUUCAGACCUCCGCCCAAAUGGUCAGCGCUUACACAAAUGCCGUUGCAGAAGCUCCCAACGGCCAACUUGCAUAUGCCUGCGUUUGCAAGCAUCUAGUACCAAUCCUCCCUGCUUUUCGUGACGCCAUGGUGGCCUACAUUAAGGAUUUUGACCCACAAAUUCUGCAACACAGACCGCAUUUAGUGCAAUACUUCGAAAAGGCGGGGGAACUCCUUCAAAGUUUGGAGGGCGAAUUUACACUUCUUUCCGAUCGUCUACUUAAACCUUUUCAACGUCCCUUCCACAUUACCUGCAUUCUACAUCGUCUGGAUAAGUAUACUCCGGAUUUCCAUGCCGACUCUGCCUACGUGAAGCAGGCCAAUAUUGCUAUUCAGAGGGCCUGCGAUGAUGCAGAAGCGACCAAACACUGGGAUGCCGAAUGUGAGUGUGUCGACUGCUUUGUACACGCAUACUGCCUUUGUUCAUGUAACUUGAGGAAUCCUUUACGUGUUGGAUGUGAUGGUAGUGCUCGUGUCAGUUAUAAUGCAUGUGGUGGACAUUUAACAAAUCCUCUACCUGUCGCUUUUUGUUUGGCUUUAAUGCAACAGGAGAAUUCUCGCAUGACAAACUAUCGCAAGAAACGAACAAAGCUUUAUAACCUAAUUGACGAUCUCUCCAAAUGGAUCAAGUUGAAUAGUGAGGACCUCAAAUCAUUCAUAGAGACUCGACGCCUCCUCAUCAAGGCUGCCCACAUGUUACUUCAAUCCUUGGACAGCACUUUAGGUAAAUUCUCACUGCUGGACUUUCAUGCGUCCUCCGUACAACACCGGGUCAGUGAUUCCAACCCUGUUAUGUUUGAUAGAGCCACUAAGGAGGUGCUGGAUCGUCUGAAGUUACUAAGCGUACCCUUGAGAAAGAUGAAACCUUCCUUGAAAAAGCUAAAGUCCCGAGGCAAUGACAUUGCCAGAACGCGGAGAAAUAAAACCGUUAGUCAAGCGAUGAUUAACGCCUAUCGACUGGACGAAGAAAGGGCCAUGGCUCUCUCCGAGAAGAUUUUAGGCAAAACUGAAAAAGCCGUUAAAGCCCUCUUCCUUCACUACCUCGCACAUGUGCAAAGGGUAUUCUACUUCGUUGCCAUCAAAGAGAAUGGCUUGGUUGAAAGAUAUAGUAGCGCUCCGGUUCGACUUCUUGAAGCCGAUGUGAGUAAGCAGGUUGAGAUCGUUUUGACGAUAUGGGAGAGGCAGAUCAACAUGAUGCAAAGCCCAUAUUCUCAACCCAUCCUUCAGACGGCCCCAUGCAGAGCGCGGAUUGUCCAUCUUUAUUCAGACAGCCAAACACCUUCCAACCUACAAGUCAACGAUAUUGUGUACGUGUUUCAAUGGACCGACACUAUGGGAAAUUCGGAGUGGGCAGGGGUGCGUGACGCAACAGGACGACAGUUCUUCUACCCCUCGGCUUGGUUACAGCGUCUUAUCUGA
Molecule: messenger RNA, 1845 nt
Organism: Hydatigera taeniaeformis
Lineage: Eukaryota; Metazoa; Platyhelminthes; Cestoda; Cyclophyllidea; Taeniidae
Source: the annotation of a GenBank genome assembly